Molecule: messenger RNA, 1558 nt
Organism: Oryza brachyantha (malo sina)
Lineage: Eukaryota; Viridiplantae; Streptophyta; Magnoliopsida; Poales; Poaceae
Product: E3 ubiquitin-protein ligase ATL4
Exons: 1
Coding region: 80-1162 (360 amino acids)
Source: RefSeq, a predicted model, not a curated record
UAAAAGGCGCGAGAGGUCUCGUUGCCGGGAGGGUUAAGUUAAACCAGUUCCAAGAGUUAAGCCUAGCGCUAGCCUCGCCAUGGCGUCCACCCUAUCGUCUCCGUCGCCGCCGUCUGCCGGAGGAGCUGCCGAUCCCAUCACCGGGUCCACCGACCCCGCGUCGUCGUUCCUCCCUUCUCUCCUCAUCAUCGCCGCUCUUCUUACGUUCGUGCUCCUAGCGUCCGUGUCGAUCCACCUGCUGCUCAGGCUCCUGUCCAGGUCGUCGCCGCCGCUCCCGCGGACGCGCCGCGAGGAGCGCACCGUCGAGGCGGCGGAUGCUUUUUCGGUGCGGCCUAGUAUUCAUGGAGUCCCUGAGGGGAAGAAGGAGGUGGGCGAGGGCGACGAGAAGCAGCGGCUGAUCGAGUCGCUGCCGCUGUUCACGAUGGCGUCCUCGCUGGCGGCGCUGCCGAAGAGCUCCCCAGACUGCGCCGUCUGCCUGUCGCCGUUCACGCUGGACGCUGAGCUGCGGCUGCUCCCGGCGUGCCGCCACGCGUUCCACGCCGCCUGCGUCGACGCGUGGCUCCGCACCACACCGUCCUGUCCGCUCUGCCGCGCCACCGUCUCGAUCCCCCACCCCUCGAUCUCCGCCAUCCUCGCCUCCGAGCACCCGCCGCCGCCGGAGCCAAGAAGCAGAGACCGUUCCAGGAGCUUCCGCGUCGAGAUGGGCAGCGUCAGCAACCGCAGCUCCUCCACUGCCAGCGGCGGCAACAGCCGCCCCACCUACUCGCUCGGAUCGUUCGACUACAACAUCGACGAGGAGGUCGAGGCCGUCGUCUCCCGCGCGGCGCCCAUGACGGCAAGGAGCGGCGCCAUAGUCAAGGACGACAAGCCAGCAGCCGAGCAGUCCCCACCGCCCCCCGGCGAGGCGGUGGCCGAAGCUGCAGGCGCAACGCGCGGCUGGCUGCGGGAGUACGUGGACCGGCUGGCCUCCUCGGCGUCAUCGCUGUCCUUCUCCGGGCGGUGGAGCUCCCGGUGGAGCCAGAGCCACCAGAGCCAGCAUAGCCAAAGGCAGGAGGAGCCGUGGCUGUGGGACGCGGAGGCCGUGAGGAUGUCGCCGCCGGGGACGGAGGAGGAGGAGGAGACGGCGUUCAUGGUGCUGUACCGGUGGAUCGCGGGGGUAUAAACGUAAUUAGCGAGAGAAAGAAGAAAAAAAACAGGAGGGCUUUCGUGUCAAAAAAAUUGUCACUCUCAUGAAAGAUAGAUAGCCUUCUCGUCAGGUACUCAGGUGAAUCCAAUGUUUUGAAUGCUUCUGUGUUGACUCGGGUACAAAUUGGUAGGCGUAAGCAGUCUCUCCUUGCACAUAGUUAUCCUCGGAGUUCGGAUUUUGGAAACCGAGGAAUGCAUAAGCCAGCGUCGGAACCAUGCAUGCAGAAUUGUUCGUGUCCGUCGACUACUUCGAUGAUGAUGCAUCUCUCUGUUCUUUUUCUUCUUCUUUUUACCCUGAGCUGUGUGACUUCAUAGUGUGGCACUCUCUUCCAUUUUGCCAUGCAUAUUUCAGAGUCGGUGACGAUCUGUUGCU